Colletotrichum scovillei is the source of this 1525-nucleotide messenger RNA. RefSeq lists its product as uncharacterized. The transcript has 4 exons. Gene Ontology annotation, biological process: transmembrane transport. The record is from RefSeq and is a predicted model, not a curated record. NCBI's taxonomy places the organism in Eukaryota, Fungi, Ascomycota, Sordariomycetes, Glomerellales, Glomerellaceae. Gene Ontology annotation, molecular function: transmembrane transporter activity. The coding region runs from base 1 to 1365 and encodes 454 amino acids. Gene Ontology annotation, cellular component: fungal-type vacuole membrane.
AUGUCUCGACAGCUUCUGCACCGCGGACUCGCCGAAACAGGCCUCCUGGCCCUCGGCAGAUCCCACCCCGACAUCAAAUUACUAUGCCUCCAGCGCUUCGUGCGCAUGUUCGCCUAUGGCGCGACGACCUUACAGCUCGUAGCUUACUUUGAACUCCUCGGCUUCUCGGCGACGCGAAUUGGUCUUUUCAUGGCGUUUACGCUCGUCGGAGACGUCUGCAUCAGUUUAGUUCUCACUUCCAUCGCCGAUGGCGUCGGGCGGAAGGCGGUGCUGGCUGCCGGCGCAGCUUUGAUGGCUGUCAGCGGUGUUGUUUUUGCGACGUGUAGUUCGUUUUGGGUGUUGUUGGCUGCUGCUGUGGUGGGAGUUAUUAGUCCAAGUGGCGCUGAGAUUGGGCCUUUCCGGGCUGUGGAAGAGAGUAUCGUCGCGCAUCUCACUACUACGGAGGAUAGAAGCGACGUCUAUGCCUGGUACAGCCUCAUGGGCGCGGCUGGGACUGCGUUUGGGGCGAUGACGAGCGGUUGGACGGCGCAUUACUUGACGACAAGUGCCGGCUGGGGCCUUGAGCAUGCCUACCGCGUAGUCUUUUACGGGUAUGCGGCGCUUGGCGUGUUCAAGUUCUUCCUCGCGUUGCUCCUGAGCGGUGAUAUUGAGGCAGACCGAGAAGAGGCCGGGGUGUCUGCGGAAGAGACUGCUCCGAUCCUAGGCGAACGGUCGGUUGAGAGGGAGGUUGAGGGCAAGACUUGGCGGUCGAAGAUUGUUCCGAGGAUUGAGAGGGAGAGUAUGCCUGUUGUCGCUACUCUGUGUUUCUUCUUUGCGCUUGAUUCCUUUGCUUCUAGCUUGACUACCCAGUCCUGGAUCGCCUUCUUCUUCCGGUGGAAAUUCAACGUGGACGAUGGAACUUUGGGCUCUUUAUUCUUCACCACGAGCCUGCUGGCAGCGGCCACAACUCUAGUUGCGUCCUCGAUAGCCAAGCGGAUCGGCAACCUAAACGCCAUGGUGUUCACCCACCUCCCGUCAACGAUCUUCACAGCACUCAUCCCCCUCCCGCGAGACGCCACCACGGCCAUCGUCUUUCUGAUCUUCCGCGCCCUGACGCAUUCCAUGGACGUCGCGCCGAGGGCCGCUUUUCUCGCGGGUGUGAUCUUGCCCAAGGAGCGGACUACUGUGCUAGGCUUGAUCAACGUUUUGAAAACGUGCACGUCGAGUGUUGGUCCUGUGGGAGUGGGAAUCUUGGUAGAUAAGAAUCUCUUCUGGGUUGCUUUUGUGGGUGCUGGAUGCCUCAAGGUUGUGUACGAUCUUGGGAUGUUGGUUUCCUUCCGCAAGCAUGAGCGGGAGCUACGGGAUGGAGAAGCUCAGAAUGCUUAGAAGCAUGGUAUAGUCACUCCAUGUGCAAGGCACGUACAACCCUUCCGCUGCGUAGAGGAUGAGAUCGUUUCCCCACGGAAAAACACUUGGUAUAAGGACUGAGCAAAGCGAAGAUCAUUAGAACUAGUCAUAUGCAUUCAGGCUAUCAGCAAAUGCCUCC